This is a messenger RNA of Lichtheimia ornata, 1599 nucleotides long. RefSeq lists its product as uncharacterized. Gene Ontology annotation, molecular function: protein binding; phosphatidylinositol binding. The record is from RefSeq and is a predicted model, not a curated record. Bases 1 to 1599 code for a protein of 532 amino acids. NCBI's taxonomy places the organism in Eukaryota, Fungi, Mucoromycota, Mucoromycetes, Mucorales, Lichtheimiaceae. The transcript is spliced from 4 exons.
AUGUAUCUUUCUAAAGAAAAAGUCAAACCGCCUCGCAACUUACGAUCAGCACGUCGAUCGCUCGUCAAGAAUCAGAUCUCUACACCCAUUAGCGCACCUACUGCAUUACAAGGCGCAAUAGCAGCACCUAAAAAGAUCAUCAAGGCAUUGUACGACUAUCAAGCACAACGAGCACAUGAGCUUUCAUUUGCACGAGGCGACUUUUUUCACGUUAUCGGCCGAGAAAAUGACGACCAAUGGUUUGAAGCAUGUAACCCGGCAACCAAUUCGAGAGGCAUUGUCCCUGUCAGCUAUUUCCAGGUGCUCGACAAGUCUGAACGCAACCUUGCUGUAGCACCACCUCCACAGCAAAAAGCUGAUUCAGGUUUCCUUGAUAACAACGGCAAUACAACAUCUCCAAAUCCAGGAAACGGCAGCAUUAGUAGCAGCAGCAGUGGAAGCAUUGGUGGUGGACCGAAAAAGAUGCAACCCCUGUACGGUGUCGUGUUGUAUGAUUUCCAAGCAGAACGAUCCGACGAGCUGGAUGCCAAAGCGGGUGAACCUAUCAUUGUCAUUGCUCAAUCCAACGUUGAAUGGUUUGUCGCCAAACCCAUCGGACGCCUUGGUGGACCUGGAUUGAUCCCAGUAUCCUUUGUCGAGGUGCGAGAUGCAUUAACCGGUCGACCUGUUGGACAACCGCCAUCCAAUAUACCGCCAGUUGAAGAAUGGAAGAAGAUGACUCAAGGUUACGAAGCAUCUAGUAUCUCGGCUGGUUCAUCCAUUUCAUCCGGCACAUCCGCACGUCCACAACAUGAUGAUCAUCCCGACAGCUUUCAAGAUAAUAUGGCUAUGCAACAUCCUACAAGUGCUAUUGUCGAAGAAGCCAAGAUUGAUUCGUAUAUUCUUGAGGGUGACCAAUAUUGGUUCAUUGUGUAUGCAAGGUUGAAUAAUGGUCGACAUCGUGUUCUUUAUCGAUUGUAUGAAGAUUUCUAUGAUUUCCAAAUCAAUUUGCUCAACGAUUUCCCAGUCGAAGCGGGCAAGGAGGAUCGAGAAAGAAUACUGCCUUACAUGCCAGGACCAUUGACAGAUGUGGAUGAGGAUAUUACUGCCGAACGACAAAGGGACUUGAACAAAUAUUGCGCCGAGCUAUUAAGUCUUCCACGCUAUUUGGCUGAAAGUUCGUUGGUGCAGAGUCAGCUUUUUGGCAUUCAUGAAGGAGAUAUUGAAACCGAUCAAUGCUUGUUACCCACUGAAGAUGACAAUGGAUCAACUCAAGCACCACCUCCACAACCACCAACGACCACCUCUGCUGCUGCUGUUGCCCCGACAACCACCGUUAGCAGUAGUACAAGCACACCUCGAGCAGCCACAUCUACUGGCACAGUGAAGCUAAAGAUUGCCCACAAGGAUGAUAUUUUCGCCAUCAAGGUGCCAGCUGAUAGCACGCUUGAACAAUUGCAUGAAAAGGUGAAGGAUCGCCUUGGUUUCCCAGUAUCAUUACGUUACAAGGAUGACACGUCGGGUCAAAGCUUGCCUUUGGAAACUGAAACAGACAUGGAGGAUGCAUUUGCGUCUGCUAUCAAGCUCGGGAAACUAACAGUCUAUGCCGAAAGGAUAUAG